Messenger RNA from Penicillium egyptiacum, 336 nucleotides. NCBI's taxonomy places the organism in Eukaryota, Fungi, Ascomycota, Eurotiomycetes, Eurotiales, Aspergillaceae. The record is from the annotation of a GenBank genome assembly.
AUGGGUGCUCUCAGAAAAGUGAAGAACAAGCGCCGCACCAGAGACUACGAUCAAGUCGUCGCGGAUAUCAAAACUCCCCGUCACCUCCAGAAGUACAAGGACUCGAAGGAUGUGGAGGAUCUGCCUGGUCUAGGCAAGUUCUACUGCACAGAGUGCUCCAAAUGGUUUGAGAGCGACUACAACCUCAAGGCCCAUACCAAGGGCAAGAACCACAAGCGGAGACUUCGUAUCCUGCGCGAGGAGCCUCACAGCCAAUUGCUUGCCGAACGUGCGAUCGGACUGGGUCUCGUCGACAACGGCAAGCGCGAAGAGAACCCCGAUGAGAUGAAGGAGUGA